CUUCUGGCUUUGCUGGAGAAGAGCCAUCAAUCCCAUCAGGGCUGCCCUCUCUGAAGGCAAACAGCAGCAGGCAGGCUGGGGGCUCUGAAGAGGAACACUCCCAUCCUCUGGCUCACCGUUUGCAGUUCAUUUCUGGGUUUGUGUUCCAGUUUCUGUCCUCCCUUGGUGUCUGGCUCUGCGUAACAGAUAGCAGCAGGCCUGCCAUGAUGGGGUUCCUCUGAGUCCCCAGGAGUGUGCUUAAGGCUUGGAUGGUGGUGCUGCUCAUCACAGACAAUGUGGCUGAUACUUCAGAGAAACCCGUCCUUGUCCCCUGUUCUCCAAGUGCCUGAGUUGGCUGCAGGCCGGGACCUUUGCCUCGUGCUCUGGGUUCUAAGCUUGGCCAUUGUACAGAUGGAUGGCCAGGUCUACUCCCCGACUGUCAACACGCACUAUGGGAAGUUACGAGGGGUCCGGGUUCCGCUGCCUAGCGAGAUUCUGGGUCCUGUGGAUCAAUACCUGGGGGUCCCUUAUGCAGCCCCUCCUGUUGGGGAGAAGAGGUUCAUGCCCCCUGAGCCACCCUCCUCCUGGUCUGGAAUAAGGAAUGCUACCCACUUCUCACCAGUCUGCCCUCAGAACAUCCACAGUGCAGUCCCAGAGAUCAUGCUGCCCGUCUGGUUCACGUCCAAUCUGGAUAUAGUUGCCACAUACAUUCAGGAUCCCAAUGAGGACUGCCUGUACCUCAACAUUUACAUUCCCACCGAGGAUGUAAAACGGAUUUCCAAGGAAUGCGCCCGAAAGCCCAACAAGAAAAUAUGUAGGAAAGGAGGAGCCAGCGCUAAGAAACAGGGCGAGGACUUAGCGGAUAAUGACGGGGAUGAAGACGAAGACAUUCGUGACAGUGGGGCCAAGCCCGUGAUGGUUUAUAUCCAUGGCGGCUCCUACAUGGAGGGCACAGGGAACAUGAUUGAUGGCAGCAUCCUGGCCAGCUACGGCAACGUCAUCGUCAUCACCCUCAACUACCGCGUGGGCGUGCUAGGAUUCCUGAGCACCGGGGACCAGGCAGCCAAGGGGAACUAUGGGCUGCUGGAUCAGAUCCAGGCGCUGCGCUGGAUCAGUGAAAAUAUUGCCUUCUUCGGGGGGGACCCCCUGCGAAUCACUGUCUUUGGCUCCGGCAUCGGCGCCUCCUGCGUCAGUCUGCUCACUCUCUCCCACCACUCAGAAGGUCUCUUCCAAAGAGCCAUCAUCCAGAGUGGCUCUGCUCUCUCCAGCUGGGCAGUCAACUACCAGCCUGUGAAGUAUACCAGCCUGCUGGCCGACAAGGUAGGCUGCAACGUGCUGGACACUGUGGACAUGGUGGAUUGUCUGCGACAGAAGAGUGCCAAGGAGCUGGUAGAGCAAGAUAUCCAGCCAGCCCGCUACCACGUGGCCUUUGGGCCCGUCAUCGAUGGAGAUGUCAUCCCGGACGACCCUGAGAUCCUGAUGGAGCAGGGCGAGUUCCUGAACUACGACAUCAUGCUGGGGGUGAACCAGGGUGAGGGGCUGAAGUUCGUGGAGGGUGUGGUGGAUCCCGAGGAUGGUGUCUCGGGCAGUGACUUUGACUACUCUGUCUCCAACUUUGUGGAUAACCUAUAUGGCUACCCAGAGGGGAAGGACACCUUGCGGGAGACCAUCAAGUUCAUGUACACAGACUGGGCGGACAGGGACAACCCCGAGACACGUCGCAAAACCCUGGUGGCCCUGUUCACUGACCACCAGUGGGUGGAGCCGUCAGUGGUGACGGCUGACCUGCAUGCUCGCUACGGCUCCCCAACCUACUUCUACGCCUUCUACCACCACUGCCAGAGCCUCAUGAAACCCGCAUGGUCUGACGCGGCCCAUGGAGAUGAGGUGCCUUACGUCUUCGGGAUCCCCAUGAUUGGCCCCACUGACCUCUUCCCUUGCAAUUUCUCCAAGAACGACGUCAUGCUCAGCGCCGUGGUGAUGACCUAUUGGACCAACUUUGCCAAGACUGGGGACCCCAACAAGCCUGUCCCCCAGGACACCAAGUUCAUUCACACCAAGGCCAACCGCUUUGAGGAAGUGGCGUGGUCCAAGUACAACCCUCGCGACCAGCUGUACCUGCACAUCGGCCUGAAGCCAAGAGUACGGGACCACUACCGAGCCACCAAGGUGGCCUUCUGGAAGCACCUGGUGCCCCACCUGUACAACCUGCACGACAUGUUCCACUAUACCUCGACCACCACCAAAGUGCCACCGCCAGACGCCACCCAGAACUCGCACAUCACCCGCCGGCCCAACGGCAAAAUCUGGACUACCAAGCGCCCAGCCAUCUCCCCGGCUUACAACAGCGAGAACCCCAGGGAGAAGUGGAGCCCGGAGCAGGAGGCCGGCACGCUGCUGAUCGAGAACCCCCGGGACUACUCCACCGAGCUGAGCGUCACCAUCGCUGUGGGGGCCUCCCUGCUCUUCCUCAACGUGCUGGCCUUCGCUGCGCUCUACUACCGCAAGGACAAGCGCCGGCAGGACACACACCGCCAGCCCAGCCCCCAGCGCAGUGCCCCCAACGACAUCGGCCACACGCCUGAGGAGGAGAUCCCCUCCCUGCAGAUGAACCAGGCCCACCACGAAUGCGAGUCAGGGCAGGCACACGACGCCCUGCGGCUCACCUCCCUGCCCGACUACACGCUGACCCUGCGCCGCUCCCCAGACGACAUCCCUCUGAUGACCCCCAAUACCAUCACCAUGAUCCCCAACUCCCUGGUGGGCCUACAGACCCUGCACCCCUACAACACCUUUGCAGCAGGGUUCAACAGUACGGGGCUCCCGCACUCACACUCCACCACCAGGGUAUAGCUCCAGGGGCUGUGCCCACCCAUGCCCGCACACAGGGGACACUGGCUGGGGCAGCGGGAGCUGACGGAUGCAGAUUGGGCAGCACACACAGAUGGAUCCACCUGGCAGGGUGGAGCCGAGCCCCAGGGCCAGCAGGACCCCUGGUGCGGGACAGGUGGGCUGCUCGCCCCUCUGGCUCGCUCUUCUGAUUUUACUUUGUAAAGUGCUUUGACUCUCCGUGUGCUGAGAGGGCUGACACCGGGGCAGCAGGGCCCAGCCAGAGCGGUGCAGGAGAAUGGACAGCAGAGCAGGUGCAGAGAGUGUCACCCAGCCCUGCACACUGUAUCUCGCUGGAAACCCCCGUGCAGGACAAUGAGAAGGACCUGCCUGGGGAGGAGGUGAUGGUGUGUCUGCCCCCUGGCCUGGACAUGGCACUAGAGGACUCUGCGCCACUGGGGAGGUGGUGCCUCCUGGAGCCCUCUUUCCUACCCCCCAAGUACAUUGGGGACUGGCUAGGAGCAGUCCUUGGCAUUCUCUUUCCAUUGGACCUGUUGGGUUGAUUGAAAUUUGCCAUUCAAAGUGCCAUGGAAAAGGCUCCAGCACUCUGUCAAAUUGUGGUGUGAAGCAGCUGCCUUGGGCCACUGGUGCUGGGCAGGAGGGGCUCAGUGCCCAGUCUGGCGCCGGGUGGGAAGGCUCAGUGCCCGGGUUGGCGCUGGGCAGGGGGGCUCGGUGCCCGGUCUGGCGCUGGGCAGGGGGGACUCGGUGCCCGGUCUGGCACUGGGGUGGGGG
This is a messenger RNA of Chrysemys picta bellii (western painted turtle), 3600 nucleotides long. NCBI's taxonomy places the organism in Eukaryota, Metazoa, Chordata, Testudines, Emydidae. The record is from RefSeq and is a predicted model, not a curated record.